AUGGUGUUCCUUUAUAUAGGCGCCAGCUUCACUUCAUGGACCGCAGUAUUGCUCUGGUCGCUACUUACCCUAUGUAUUUCGAUAGUGGGGCAGAUCAUAUAUCGCCUCACGCUUCAUCCCUUGGCUGGAUUUCCGGGGCCAAAGUUGACGGCGGCGACAAAAUGGUACGAGGUUUAUUUCGAGUUGGUGAAGAGGCCUCAAGGUCAAUUUUCAAGAGAGAUAGAUCGCAUGCACGAUCGAUAUGGCCCAAUCGUACGCAUCAACCCAGACGAGCUUCAUGUACGCGACUCAGACUGGUAUGACGUUUUUUAUGCACCAAGUACAGUUCCUCGAGACAAAUACCCGCCAGCAGCCAAUAUGGCGGGAACUGGCCUCGGAACUUUUGGAACAGUGAGACAUGAACUUCAUCGACGAAGAAGGGCUGCCGAUGCCCCGUUAUUCUCGAAACGGUCCAUCCAACAAUCAGAAAGCCUGAUAAAGGAACAACUACAGCGAUUGACCGCCACAUUUAAGAAGGCAUCUGUUUCGGAUGAGCCGCUGAAUCUAGGGACUAGUAUGCUAGCAUUUUCGACGACUACGCUCGGCUUGUUCGCAUUCAAUUUUGAUUUUAACUUUUUGGACGAUGCCAAAGCAGCUGAGAACUGGCGGAAAACUAUAGAUUCGGUGACAGUCGUUACUAUUGCUGCUAGGCAGUUCCCAUGGCUGAUUCCCUUGGCCAUGAUGACUCCUCGGGCUUUGGCUCGACCGGUGUUGCCUGACUUGUGCCGUCUCCUAGAUGCUCACGUUAGAAUCGGCGAACAGGUCUCUAACUAUAUGUUGACAAGGACGGAGCCAAAGGGAAAAGUCGUCCGCAAGGAACGGCCUCUAACUAUCUUCCAGGCUAUUGACGAGAGUUCACUCCCAGCACAUGAGAAGAAUGCACCGAGACUUACUCAAGAAGGGAUCACACUGCUACUCGCUGGAGGGGAGACUGUUGCACGCUCUCUCAUCCAUAUCAUAUUUCAUUUGCUAGACAACCCUGACGUAUACGCCAAAGUCAAAGCAGAGAUAGAUGAUGCCACCCCAAAAGACCAACUAAUACCCUCAACCAAGACAUUAGAGAGUCUGCCAUGGCUGACUGCUUCGGUACGCGAGAGUCUUCGGCUCUCUGCCGUCGUUUCUUCUAGGUUGCCUGAGAUGGCGAGAACGAAGAUACAUUAUGGGGAAUGGGUAAUACCAGCUAAUACCCCAGUCAGUUUGCACCCAUCAAGUGUCCUCCAUGACCCUUCUGUCUAUCCCGAACCAUCAAAAUUCAAACCUGAGCGCUGGUUUGAUGCAUCAGAUCGUGCCAACCGGUGUUUUGUGCCUUUCGGUAAAGGCGCACGUAUGUGUUUGGGUAUGGACUUUGCGUACACCCAAAUUUUUAUGACGAUUGCGACUUUCCUUCGGACAUUCGAUCUUGAACUAUACGAAACUUACCGCGCACGAGACAUCGAUCAAGAACGUGAUUGUUUCGUCGGUAUGCCUUCAGAGAACAGUCCAGGCGUAAGGGUGAAGGUGCAUAUGCGCCUAGGAAAUUUGGACCCCAUGUUGCAUGACACAUAA
Talaromyces proteolyticus is the source of this 1584-nucleotide messenger RNA. Its product is annotated as cytochrome protein. The record is from RefSeq and is a predicted model, not a curated record. Gene Ontology annotation, molecular function: monooxygenase activity; heme binding; oxidoreductase activity, acting on paired donors, with incorporation or reduction of molecular oxygen. The transcript has 7 exons. Lineage: Eukaryota; Fungi; Ascomycota; Eurotiomycetes; Eurotiales; Trichocomaceae. The coding region runs from base 1 to 1584 and encodes 527 amino acids.